CACCUGUCCAAAACAGCGCAUUGCGCGGGCGAGGCUUGGCCGAGGCUACACACCCAGCCACCUCCACCCGCCAACGAGGCCACCCUGCCGUGAUAAAUUGAGCUGCGCCGCCACUUUUCACGAAGCCGGCCCUCGUGCGCCAGUCGUCAGAGCAGGCUCUUUUGUUCACCGGCGCACAACCGCGUAGCGCAGCGGCCCGCCGACGCCGCCGACGCCUCGUAGCAGUCGGUCAGCCCCCCGGACGCCGCCGACGCCUCGUAGCAGUCGGUCAAGACCCGGCGAGACUAACACAUCCUCGCGGACCACGCGGAGGAGUCACUCGCCCUCAAAAGAACGCCGCACGGCACGCCGCCCACGAAGAACGCAAAAAGAACCAUGGGCCGCCACCGCCCGAAAGAACCAUCGCUCACGAAGCUGCAGCUCAUGCUCGCCUUCAGCCUCGUCUCGACCGCCCCGUGGACGACGCUCUGGUCCGCGCCGCAACUCCCCACCAUCAUCGUGGACCCGAGCGCCUCGAUCCUCCGGAAGGGCACGCAGCAUUUGGAGCAGGCCAUCUACGUGUCCAACAGCUCGCUGAGCGUCAUAGAGGUCGCAGAAACGCUCGACACGCUCAUGCCCGUCAUUACCGUACUGGCCUCCUUCAUCACGACGCCCCUACAAAGGGAUAGUGUUAACCUCAGAAGAGCAGCAGAAGUGACGCUCGAGACCUCGAGGCAGAGCCACGUCGACCUCGACGACCUCGUGAGCCACGAGGAGGACCUGGCGUAUCGAGGCCACCGGCCCGUCGCCGCUUCUGCGUAUUGGUCCUUGCUGUUCCUGGACUUCUUCGAGCACAUCCUCGAAGGCGUUAUAAAGAAGAGCUCCAUCACAUUGGACCCCUCACCAAACAAAGAGAAGGAGGCGAACGCGGCCAUCAGACAAGCGGGCAGGGACGCCUACGACAAGACCUAUGCACACCACCACAAUCGAGUUGUCAGAGCUAUUGCGAGAAAGGUCUUCGAUUUCCUGCCUCCUAGGGAGGUCUUCUACCGCGCGUUGGGCGACGCGGGCGCCGAUAGACACAGGUGGGGCAAGCACCUGCGCCGCGACUUCGAAAGCUUCCUGAAGGCGUCGCGGCCCUUCGUGAAGCGCAUGCGCGGCCACUUCGCCGAGGCGCCGGCGCCGACGUUCUAGACCGA
Molecule: messenger RNA, 1178 nt
Organism: Pelagomonas calceolata
Lineage: Eukaryota; Pelagophyceae; Pelagomonadales; Pelagomonadaceae
Source: the annotation of a GenBank genome assembly